Leptopilina heterotoma is the source of this 486-nucleotide messenger RNA. RefSeq names its product gustatory receptor for sugar taste 43a-like. The record is from RefSeq and is a predicted model, not a curated record. Lineage: Eukaryota; Metazoa; Arthropoda; Insecta; Hymenoptera; Figitidae. Gene Ontology annotation, biological process: sensory perception of taste. The transcript is spliced from 5 exons. Gene Ontology annotation, cellular component: axon; neuronal cell body; membrane. The coding region runs from base 1 to 486 and encodes 161 amino acids.
AUGUAUUCGAAGUCAACCACUCGAGGAGAAAGUCGUUAUAUUAAAGUCGCAUGGAGACGACAUAAAUACUUGACAAAUGCCGCUAAACUGUUAAAUUCCAAGUAUACAUUGCAAUUGCUAAUUUGGCUAUCAAUUCUUUCGUUGAAUUCAAUUUUACAAAUUUAUGAACUAUUAAAGGGUCAUUUGGAAAUUUAUAGUAAUAGUCGAGAAAUGUUUCUUGCGAUACUAUUUCUAAUUCUGUUAACAGCUAUAACUGUUGUUUGUCAUAUUACUGCUUAUGAGGCUAAUAAAUUGGGAAGAAUUUUAACUUCUCCUGAAUAUUUCGAUAAAGAUAAUUCACAAAAACUGCAGAUGAUAUUCUCAAUUGGACAAUAUUUUCUAUUUAAUCCUUUCAAUUUUUCUGCCUGUGGACUAUUUAAUGUUAAUCUUCCCUUGCUGAUGGCAAUAGCUAGUGGAAUAACUACGUAUUUAGUAAUAUUAAUGUAA